AUGUCUGAAUCUGGAUUAUCUUCAUUCAUUCAAAAGAAUAAAAUAGCCAUUUUGGCUACUUUAGGUGUUACUGCUUCUGCUUUAUCUGCUUAUUAUAUCUUACAAUCUCAAUCAAAUACAACUAGUCCAUCAACUGAAGAACCAAAAAAGACUAAAAAAAAAUCUAAAAAGAAGAGUGGUAAUGGUAAUAAAGAAAACAAGGAACAUAAGGAAACCACUGUUGCUAAAAUUUAUCCAAUUGAUUCAAAUGGUGAACCAAAAUUAACAAAAGAAUUGAUUGAUUCUCUAUCAUCAGAAGAUAAAGAUAAAUAUUCAUUAGCUUUAAAAGAAGAUGGUAAUGAAUUUUUUAAAAAUAAAGAUUUCACCAAGGCUAUAAAAUUUUAUUCAGCUGCUUUAGACUUGGUUAAAGAUCCUGUUUUCUAUUCAAAUAGAUCUGCUUGUUAUGUUGGUUUAGAAGAUUAUGAAAAAGUUGUUGAAGAUACAACAGCUGCCCUUGAGUUAAAACCUGAUUAUACUAAAUGUUUAUUGAGAAGAUCAAAUGCUUAUGAACAAUUGGAAAAAUAUGAAGAUUCAAUGUAUGAUUUAACUGCAUUAUCAUUAUUUGGUGGAUUUAAUAAUAAAUCUGUUGAAUCUGUUUUGGAUCGUGUUUUGAAGAAACAUUCCUUAAAGAUUGUUCAAUCAAAUAUUUCAAAACAUCAAAGUGAAUUACCUUCUGCUUCUUCAAUAAGUUCAUUUUUUGGUGCUUUUGAAAUUGAAUCUAAAAUUGAUGGUAUAAAUGAAGAUUUAGAUUCUUUGAAGAAAGAUUCUGGUGAUUAUUUCUUAAUUAAAGGUCUUGGUUCAUUAAACAAUAAAACUAGAGAAUCUUUUAUUAAUGCAGAUUCUGAAUUUUCUCAAGCUAUUAAUGCAUAUGAAUUAGAAUCUAAAAUCAACACCUCCCCAGAAUUCAAAAAUAAAUAUUCAAUCGCCCUUGAAUAUUCAGGUGCUUUUAAAUUUUUAAAAAAUGAACCAUUAAAUGCAAUCUUAGAUUUCCAAAAAUCUUUAGAAUUACAUCCAAGAUCAAGAACUUAUAUUUAUAAUGCAUUAAUUGCUGCUGAUAAACAAGAUUUCACCGCAGCUCAUGAUUCUUUCUCCAAGGCUAUUGAAUUAUCUCCAGAAUCUUCAGAAAUUUAUUAUCACCAAGGACAAAUGUAUUAUUUAACUGCUGAAUUAACCAAGGCAAAAGAAUGUUUUGAAAAAGCUAAACAAUUUAAUCCGGAAAAUGUUUAUUCUUAUAUUCAAUUAGCUUGUAUUGAAUAUAGGGAUGGAAACCAUUCAAAAGCUGAUGAAUUAUUCACCCAGGCUAAAAAACAUUUCCCAACAAAUCCUGAUAUCCCAAAUUAUUAUGGUGAAAUCUUGGCUGAUAAAGGUGAUUUAACAAAUGCUUUAAAACAAUUUGAAAUUUCAUUUAAAUUACAAGAAGCAUUACCACAAAUCACAAUUGGUGUUUUACCAUUAGUCAAUAAAGCUGCUAUUUUAGCCAAACAACCAACAGAAGAAAACUUAAAGGAAUCAAUUACAUUAUUAGAAAAAGCUGUUGAUUUAGAUCCAAAAAAUGAAUUAUCCAAGAUCACAUUGGCACAAUUAAAAUUACAAUCAAAUAAAGUUGAAGAAGCUAUUAAAUUAUUUGAAGAAUCAUCAUAUUUAGCAAGAUCUUUUGAUGAAAAAUUACAAGCUACAAGUUUUGCAGAAGCUUCCAAAAUUCAAUUAAGAUUAAAAAAUGAUCCUGUUUUGAGUAAAAAAUUGAAUGAAAUUGUUGCUCAAUAUGGUGCUCAAGAAUUGGCUCGUUAG
Hansenula ciferrii is the source of this 1827-nucleotide messenger RNA. It is a transcript of the gene TOM70, whose product is annotated as protein channel TOM70. The record is from RefSeq and is a predicted model, not a curated record. Gene Ontology annotation, molecular function: protein binding. The transcript has a single exon. Gene Ontology annotation, cellular component: mitochondrial outer membrane. Bases 1 to 1827 code for a protein of 608 amino acids. NCBI's taxonomy places the organism in Eukaryota, Fungi, Ascomycota, Saccharomycetes, Phaffomycetales, Wickerhamomycetaceae.